Molecule: messenger RNA, 762 nt
Organism: Melanotaenia boesemani (Boeseman's rainbowfish)
Lineage: Eukaryota; Metazoa; Chordata; Actinopteri; Atheriniformes; Melanotaeniidae
Exons: 6
Coding region: 5-646 (213 amino acids)
Source: RefSeq, a predicted model, not a curated record
AAGAAUGGAGACCAGGGACUAUGCCAACUUACCAGUUGAUGGAGUGAGCAGGGAAAGGAAGCCGCAGAGAUAUAAGUGUUCAUCAGGAGGAUUCAACAUCUUUAUGCUGGUUGGAGUCAGCUUUGGUCUGCUGUGUGUCAUUCAGACAGCUCUUAACAUUUUCCUUUACAAAGAAGUUGUUUGGAUUCCCAACAAGUCGAAUGUCUCAACUUGUAAUGUCACCUCUCAUACUACUGAUGGCAUCAGUGCCCUGAUGUUAGAGAGAGAUCAGCUGAUUCAAGAGAAAGAACAUCAUCUUAAAGAGAUAGAGCAUCUAAAUUUUGAUAAAAAUCAACUUAAGCAAGAUAAAGACAAAUUUUUUCAAGAGAUAAGUCGACUUAUUCGAGGGAAAAGUCUACUGGAGAAAGAUAAACAAAACCUGGUUCAAGAGAAAAAACGACUUAUUCAAGAAAAACUCUGGCUGAAUCGAGAAAAUGAUGAAGUGAUUCAAGAGAAAGAUAAACUUCUUCAAGAGAACAACCAGCUGUAUAUGAAAAACACAGUCUUGGAGACGACCAACAACAACCUGAAUGAGAAGAUCAGGCAGCUUCAGAGUUAUCAAUUUAUAGGAUUACCAUGUCCUCCAUUUAUGAAGUGCUGCUUCUAAAAACGGUGGACAAAAGCAAUCUGCUUUUCAAAAUUAUUCGUGACAUGAUGAAGCUGCUAUGAUACCCACACUGUGAGGAGGAGCUGAUAUACCACCUUCAUCAAAACAGAAUAACC